AUGGCGCCGCAUCCCUCCGGCGUGCCAGCUGUCCAAGCGACCCAUGACACAGAACAGCCCUUCCAGGGCGCCUCGGACGCCGAAGUGACCUGCGUUGCGUCCGCUCCGCCCAGCCCGGCUCGCGGGCAGGGGGGCUGCGCGGAGGAGGAAGGGGGCGGCUGCCGAGGAGCCUCGAGGAACCUCCGGCCGAGGCGCGGGGGGCGCAGCCGGCCCAAGAGCGAGUUGGCUCUGAGCAAGCAGCGGCGGAGCCGGCGCAAGAAGGCCAACGACCGCGAGCGCAAUCGGAUGCACAACCUCAACUCCGCGCUGGACGCGCUUCGCGGUGUCCUGCCCACCUUUCCCGACGAUGCCAAGCUCACCAAGAUCGAGACGCUACGCUUCGCGCACAACUACAUCUGGGCGCUGACGCAGGCGCUGCGCAUAGCAGACCACAAUCUCUACGGGCUGGAGCCGCCCGCGCCGCCCUGCGAAGAGCUGGGCAGCCAGGACGGCGGCUCCCCGGGAGAAUGGGGCUCCCUCUACUCUCCGGUCUCCCAGGCGGGCAGCCUGAGUCCCGCCGCCUCGCUGGAGGAGCGUCCGGGGCUGCAGAUGCCUGCCUCCCCUACCGGUCUGCGCCCCGGCGCCCUAGCUUUCUCAGACUUUCUAUGA
Molecule: messenger RNA, 648 nt
Organism: Panthera uncia (snow leopard)
Lineage: Eukaryota; Metazoa; Chordata; Mammalia; Carnivora; Felidae
Gene: NEUROG3
Product: neurogenin 3
Exons: 1
Coding region: 1-648 (215 amino acids)
Molecular function (GO): protein dimerization activity
Source: RefSeq, a predicted model, not a curated record